AUGGCACUGGCCGUUGUAUCUGUCUCAGCUUCUCUUAUGUAUCCAGUCUCUUUCCCCGUUUACCGGCGACAAGAACCUGGAACGCCUGAAUACGACUGUCAUACGAACUGUGGAGCUGUCAUUGUCGCUGGUAGAACGGAGGGAUAUUGCGACACAGCAAAUUUUACCACUGCCCUCGAAGCUUGCCUCGAUUGUGCUCUCGAAUUUGAUAUCUGGCAGUACUAUGGUGGCAGUGUCGCCGAGGCCGCAACAGCGUGUGGGCUCGAUGCAACGCCAGUCCCUGCCAAUGCCACUUCCGCAACGAACAGCAGCUCUAUCCAUGAGUCCACUUCGGUUAGUUCACCUCAAAGCACAGAGGCAACAUCUUCAACGUCAACCACGGCUUCUUCGGUCGAGACAGCUUCAGCGACGGCCGGACAGACCUUCACUGAGACUCCAAGCGAAACCGCUUCUGCAGCAACUGCCACCGAGACUGGGAACUUUGGCAACAGAAUCGCCCUUAAUGGUGGACAUGUAGCAUUACCUUUGGUAGCGUUACUUCCUGGAUUCGUCUAA
Messenger RNA from Cladophialophora psammophila CBS 110553, 555 nucleotides. RefSeq lists its product as uncharacterized. Bases 1 to 555 code for a protein of 184 amino acids. The transcript is spliced from 3 exons. Lineage: Eukaryota; Fungi; Ascomycota; Eurotiomycetes; Chaetothyriales; Herpotrichiellaceae. The record is from RefSeq and is a predicted model, not a curated record.